UGUCAAGCAAACAGGUACGUCAUUUGUGUCAGUAUUUCAGUCAGUUCUUAUAAACGGAACAAUAUUUUCGUAAUGGAUAACAGCAAACUUAGCUUCUAGAAAAAAUAUAUAAUCGAAAAUGUCGAGGCACUAUACCGCUUAUCAGUAUGAAGCAGCCUACAGACCUCAAGCUCUGAGAAACUGGGAGGUACCAAAGUUUCACUGCAAUAGACCGAUCUCAAGGCAUGGCCGAACCAGUAUCAUCGCAAAUUCUAGAGGGCAUCUGUUGCCUGGGGUGUUUAGACCGUCUAGCAGCCCCUGGGGAAGUUAUUUGGGAACCUGGGAGAUGCCAAAAUACAUCGACAAACAUACAGCACACAUCCUGAAUGGUACUAUAGAAGGUAAAGAGAAAGUUAGGAAGUGCAAGCUGAGACUGAGCCAGUUAUAUCAACCCAAGAAAGAGGCUUCUGUCGCAAAGACGCCACAGCAAGAACCCGAACCUCAUGCACCUGUUGCAGAAAAGAAACCCUCCGCGUCUAAAAUAGCUGAACAGUUUGAUUCCAAGGUACAAGUUUUUGAAAAAGUUGGUUCCAAAGCAGAUGUUGUAGAAAAGGUAGAUUCCAAAGAACAGAUUGCUGAAAAAUCUGUAGAAGAUGUAGAAGUUCCACAAGAACCACCCGUAAAAUCAAAGAAAGCUCUCUGUCCCAUUCAUGAUCUUUACGAUGCUGGAAUUAAAGGGUAAUCAGUGUAAAAAGGGAUGACUAUAUAAAAUCCUUAUGGUGUUAGUUGUUGAAUAUUAUAUGGGAUAGGUACUGUUACGGUACCGCAUACAACUUGUUUAUAUCCUACCUUUGCUACGCUUAUAUCCGGACCAUCAUCUCUUAAUCCUAGUUGUGAUGAUGAUUAUUUCUCUCUCAGAAGUUUGACAUGUGCGAGGGGAAGCAAGUGUAAAUCUCAUUUCGAAGGAGCUCCGCAAGGUGCGUCCACGUAGCGGGGUCAAGUCUACAGACUUAGCCUUAUGACUAGACACGCGCAAGGUAAUUGACACAUCUCACGAUUGGCAUACCAAAUGCCGUGUCACUUUAAAACAGGCCUCAUAUUAUUGUAAUG
This is a messenger RNA of Acanthoscelides obtectus, 1089 nucleotides long. The record is from the annotation of a GenBank genome assembly. Lineage: Eukaryota; Metazoa; Arthropoda; Insecta; Coleoptera; Chrysomelidae.